Hirundo rustica (Barn swallow) is the source of this 1248-nucleotide messenger RNA. RefSeq names its product LSM8 homolog, U6 small nuclear RNA associated (gene LSM8). Lineage: Eukaryota; Metazoa; Chordata; Aves; Passeriformes; Hirundinidae. Gene Ontology annotation, molecular function: RNA binding. The record is from RefSeq and is a predicted model, not a curated record. Gene Ontology annotation, biological process: mRNA splicing, via spliceosome. Gene Ontology annotation, cellular component: precatalytic spliceosome; U6 snRNP; U4/U6 x U5 tri-snRNP complex. Bases 754 to 1083 code for a protein of 109 amino acids. The transcript is spliced from 3 exons.
GGCGGGCACCGGUUCCCGGACCCCCUCCUGAGGGGGCCCUGACGCUGGGCCUGGUCGCGGCAGCGCGGUUCUGGUGCUUGGGCCCGUCCCUGUUGGCGGCGUCGGUUUCUUCUUACAGAUUGGCCUGGCAGGCCGGAGAUUACCCGGAGAAUAGGGUCCCCUGUAGCACCCGGUGCUGCCGGGCUGAGCUCUGCCCGUGAUGAGCCAGAUUCGUGAUGUGCCUGCUCCCUCAAAGGGCCGUUAAUUUGUGUUUAGAUAGCGGCUUCGCAUCACUUGCUCAAAACCCGUGAGUGGGGGUUCUUGCAACUCUUUUGGUGCUAGGUUUUUUGUGCUCCUUGUAACCCAUGGGGAUUUUCGGUUUUAUUCACAAACAGUAAGCUAAUAACCCAGAAUUAGUCAAGAUAAUGACUAUAUAUGAUCAUAGAAUUGGCAUAAUAAGACCUUCAGAAGGAAGGGAUGCAGAAUGCUAGCCUAGAGAUCACCACUGCAGAGCUGUUUUUUUAAGGACUUAAAGUAUUGAUGAAACUGUUGUUUCAAUUUUGAGGCAGUGCAGUUAGUAAUGGGAAGAGAGGUGAGCAAAUCUUUAUUAAUUUUUAAGGCUUUUCAUGUUUGUGUGUGACUGUCCAUGGCUGGGUGAAGAGAAACUUCCAAGGAGAUGUUAAUGAAAAAUACUAUAUUGUCAACCAUGCUGGUUUAAAAGAAGUGCUGAUAGGCUUUUUAAGCUCUAAAUGUCUCAUAAAACCUGUACUACAUAUGAACGUUUCAGAAAAUGUUAACAGUUCUAUUUCAGAUAUGACUAAAUUUUUCCUCAAUGGAAUAUCAGGUACUGUUGCAGUAAUUACUUCUGAUGGAAGAAUGAUUGUGGGAACACUCAAAGGUUUUGAUCAGACCAUAAACUUGAUUUUGGAUGAAAGCCAUGAGCGAGUGUUCAGUUCUUCACAAGGAGUUGAGCAAGUAGUGCUGGGCUUAUACAUUGUAAGAGGUGAUAAUGUUGCUGUGAUUGGUGAAAUUGAUGAAGAGACAGAUUCAGCUCUUGACUUGGGGAAUAUUCGAGCAGAGCCUCUUAACUCAGUUGUGCACUGAAAAGAUAAAAAUGCACAGGGACUUUGUAAAUCUUUGGUUGUACAGACCUAUUUAGCAAUGUGGACAGUUUUUAAAAAUUGUGUUUAAUUUGUUUGGUCACCAGUUUUUUUAUUAUGAAUAUGUUGUAGUUUUGCAUGUAAAUUAAAGUUUCUACAUUUUGCUAAA